AAAUGUAUUAAACUUUAUCAGUAUUAUCAGUCAUAUUUUUUUAUUCAUGUUCAAUUAACAGUUUAUCCACUCGAAUUAAAUAUUCGAGAGGGACGUGAAGCGAUAUUUGAUUGCCGAGCUCGAACUUCUGAUGGUACGCUAUACCCAGAAGUACGAUGGACACGAAGCGGUGGACCAUUACCACCAACUGCUCAUGAAAGUGGUGGACGCUUAACAAUAACCUCUGCAUCAGUCUAUGAUAGCGGUAAAUAUAAGUGCACAACAACAGUUAGUGGCCGAACAUAUGAUGCAUAUGUCCAACUUAAUGUUCAGCCAUAUGGACCACAAGAAUAUCAAAAUAUUUUGCCAACUUCUGAGGUAUGCCGAGCUGAUGAAAGAGCUUGUGCUAAUAAAGAAUGUAUUAAAAUUGAUUAUGUAUGUGAUGGUGAACCUGAUUGCAGGGAUCGAUCUGAUGAACAACAAUGUCCAUCGCUACGAUCAUGUGAACCGAAUGAAUUUAAAUGCAAUAAUGGGCGUUGUGUGCAAAAAAUGUGGCUAUGCGACGGAGAUGAUGAUUGUGGCGACAAUUCUGAUGAACAAACCUGUGAUCAUCGAACGCCUUCAGAUGGAUGUACAGCAUCAGAAUUUCAAUGUCGCGAUCAGCGACAAUGUGUUCCAUCAAGUUUUCACUGUGAUGGCACAAAUGAUUGCCAAGAUGGCUCAGAUGAGAUCGGCUGUGUUCAACCAACGAUAGUUGAAGCACCUGAGACAAAUAAACAAGUUCCACCUGGUGGAACCUUCCAGUUGACAUGUAAAGCAGUUGCUGUACCUGAACCAUAUAUAAAUUGGCGUUUAAACUGGGGCCCAGUUUGCGAUCCUCCACGUUGUGUUCAACAUUCUCAAGGCGGAUUAGGAACACUUACUGUCUCAAAUGCACAACCACUUGACCAAGGAGCUUACACUUGUGAAGCGAUAAAUGUCAAAGGAAGAGUACUUGCAACUCCAGAUUGUAUCGUGCGGAUCGUUAAUCUACCAGCUCCAACACCGCAUGCACAAUUAAUUCGUUGUGAUCCCGCAGGAUCAGUGCAAACUGGAUAUAGCCAUCAAUGUCAUUGCAAGGUGCAAUUAACGAUGGGACCGACAUGCAAUGAAUGCAUUCGCGGUGCAUAUCAUCUUAAUGAAAAAGCUCCUCAAGGAUGUUUUAAAUGUUUCUGUUUCGGCGUCACCGAUCAGUGCCGAUCAUCAUCAUGGUACCGAACUAGAGAUAAAUUGCGGUUUACGGGUGAUUCGCAAGGUGUUACAAUAUCGGAUAUGGACGAAAAAAAUAUAAAACAGAAUCCAAGAUUCGAAUACGAUAUACCAGGAAUGCUUACUUAUGUAGGCAGUGGAUAUGAAACAGAAUACUGGCGAAUGCCUCAUCGUUUCCUCGGCAAUAAGGUAACAGCAUAUGGUGGAAAAAUGGAAUUUGAAUUGCAGUUUUCUUGUUCAGGUGCUAUAAGUAGUGAACCACUCGUUGUUAUCAAAGGGAAUGGAAUAACUCUGGUUUAUCGACAUAAAGAUUACUCUGGAGAUUUUAUUUCUGAUAGGCCAAUUCGAAUUGCAAUUGAUACUUUUGAAGCCAAUUUUGAACAUUUGGAUAAUAGGCCAGCAACUCGCGAAAAUCUGAUGAUGGUAUUGGCCGAUAUGGAUGCUUUUUUAAUACGUGCAACUCACUGUUAUGGCCUUCGCUCAACUAGUAUCGGAGACGUAAGUUGGGAAAUAGCUGUGGAUCGUGAUACUCAAGAUAGAUUGGCUCUUGAGGUGGAACAUUGUUCAUGUCCACCAGGUUAUAUCGGAUUAUCAUGUGAAGAUUGUGCGCCAGGUUAUGAAAGGUCUGGACAAGGACUUUAUCUUGGUACAUGCGUACCAGCACGACCACGUCCUCAAUGCUCACCGGCUGGAGCAGUUAGUUCCCAACCAUCGUUUCGCGGAAUAUGUCAGUGUAAAACUUACGCUGUUGGGCCUCUUUGCGACCAGUGUCCUCCAAAUAGUUUUUAUAUGGCUGCUAGUAAUCCUCAAGGAUGUAUUCCAUGUUUUUGUUCGGGUGUCACACAAAGAUGUUCUUCAUCUUCAUAUUCUCGCGCUAUUAUCGAAAUUGAUUAUUCUCGUGGUGCCAGAGAUCAGCUACAAAUUACUUCCAGCGAUUCACAUAAUCCGUUUAUGUUCUCUCAACCUGUAAUUGCGAAUGGCGAAAUUAUUUUCUCGCAAUUUUAUGAGGCGCCUAGGCAAACACUCUAUUGGAAGUUACCUGCAAAAUUUCUUGGAAAUAAAGUGACCAGCUAUGGUGGAAUUCUUAAAUAUGUAUUCCGAUAUUCCGGUGAAGGAUCGCUCAAUACUGAACCGGAUAUUAUCUUAAGAGGCAAUGAUAUCACACUUUUCUAUAAAAAUAAGCAACCGAUCUAUCCUGAUAGGGAAAACGAAGUUGAAGUAAAACUUUUCGAAGAUCGAUGGCAAAGAAUAGACGAGCAAGCAGCAACUCGAGAGCAUAUUUUAAUGGCUUUAGCAGAUCUCGAUGCCAUUCUAAUCAAGAUGACAUAUCUUGAUGAAUGUUCAUCGUCAUCAAUUAUUAGAGUCUCCCUCGAACACGCAGAAGCACGUCCUACUGGCGGACCUAUUGCUUAUGAAGUCGAGCAAUGUGUGUGCCCGCCCGGCUAUGUUGGAACAUCAUGCGAAGAUUGUGCCCCAGGCUAUUCCAGGACUGGAGGUGGUUUAUAUUUGGGACUAUGUGAGCGUUGUGAAUGUCAUGGACAUGCUACGCAUUGUGACAGGGAACACGGCUAUUGCGUUAAUUGCCAGCACAAUACAGAAGGUGAUCAGUGCGAAAGAUGCAAACCUGGUUUUAUUGGCAAUGCUCGACAAGGAACACCUCAUGAUUGCCAACCAGCAGCAACCAGACCACCUUGUAAUUGUAAUAACCAUUCACCGAGAGGAUGUGAUUCAUUCGGGCGAUGCUUGCUUUGUGAACAUAAUACAGAGGGUUACAACUGUCAACAGUGUAAAAGAGGUUACUAUGGUGAAGCUACACGAGGAACACCUUAUGACUGUACACCAUGUCCAUGCCCUGGAACAUCAGAUUGCUUCCUUGAUCAGUAUGGACAAGUGCAGUGCCGUAAUUGUCCAGCAAGCCUAACGGGACGCCUUUGCGACGAGUGUGCACCGGGUUAUACAAGAUCAAGAACGCAUGGCGGUCGAAUAUGUGAACCGAUUGGCCGUGUAGAAAGCACCAACGUUAUUUUCGUCCCGACACCAGAAGGUGAACGUUCUGCAUGGCGACGUCAAAGACGUCGACGAUAUCGUGUCCGAAGCCGUUUUCUUCGUCACUAA
This is a messenger RNA of Dracunculus medinensis (Guinea worm), 3342 nucleotides long. The record is from the annotation of a GenBank genome assembly. NCBI's taxonomy places the organism in Eukaryota, Metazoa, Nematoda, Chromadorea, Rhabditida, Dracunculidae.